AUGAUUUUCUAUUUUAAUAUCAAAUAACAAACGUUAGCAAAUGAUGAUCGUGCUUCGGAAUGUUCAUCACAAGCUAGUUCUAAACCACCUAUAUAUCCUUUAACACCAACAAGUCAAACACGACAUGGUUAUACAAAUAUUGGAUUAAAACAACGUGAAUUACGAACUAAACUACACAAAACACGAUAUGCACAAUCAUUAAGACAAACAAAUAUAUCACCAACAAUCUAUGAUUCUCCAUCGUCACGACGUACACCAACAUCAUCACCACAUCGACCACAAAUAUCAAUGCCAAUGACAUCAAAUAAAACGAAUGAAUUAAAUAAUGAACGAAGGAAUAUUAAUGAUGAUGAUGAAAAUGAUUCACUUUUUAGUGAACUACGAAUGAGUUUAAUACCGAGUAGUAAUUUUAGUCAAAAUGAUGCAAGAUUACCACCACCAGUACCAUCGAAUACGACAAAUAAAAUUACUGAAUCAAAAAUGAAUGGAACAAAAAAUUCCACAUUACAAACAACACCAACAACUCUAUCAAUAGAAGAACGUCGAGUACAAGAAUCAUUAGAUCGACUUGAUCGACAAUUGAAAGAAGUUCAAGCAAAAGUUCGAUCUAAUUCUAAUACAAGAAUACAAAAAAAUCGAAAACGAUAA
Molecule: messenger RNA, 648 nt
Organism: Rotaria sordida
Lineage: Eukaryota; Metazoa; Rotifera; Eurotatoria; Philodinida; Philodinidae
Source: the annotation of a GenBank genome assembly